GAAGAAGGGAUGGUGGGGAUCUAGGUUGCACUGUAACUCUCAGCAGGUCUAGACAGCAUAGCUAAUAAAGAAUAACGUGGGGAAGUGUUGUCCGACCAAGACUGUAUACUUCCUCCACCUGGCUGGGGGAAUGCUGCCACAUCUUGUAGAUUCCUACUCGUGCCUUCAAGAAGGGCAGAACCUUUAUUAAAAACAUCUUGUUUCCAAGAUGUUUAAGGUUCACAAAAGGGGGAGUGCUCUAUUCUUUCUUUUUUUUCUUCCAAAGUCUGUCUGUGAGUAAUAACCGACCAGAGUCCUUCCUGUCUUGGCACCACCCCUAUGAAUGUUUUGGGGAGGAGAAGACCAAGCGGGAGAUGAAGGAAAGGUUUGUCCUUUCUUCAACUCGGGCUCCCACCAUUUUAAAAAAUGCUUUCCCAGACUGCCUGGGAUCCUUUCUCUGUGUGCAGAGUUCAGUGAAUCAGUUUAACAGGCUAGUCUGAACAGUAGUGCAGCCUGUGUCGUGUCGCUGUAGGCAAUUUGUUCCAGCGUGCCUGUGUCUGUGUGUGCUUUUCCAAAGUAAGCCACUCAUCUGUGUGGAGGCUGCUGUUCAGAGAACAUUGAAAGGCAUUGUUUCCUGGCAAAACUGAGAAGACAGGUGUAGUAUUCGUGGAGAAUUGGUUCCCAGCGACCACCUUUUGUGUUGUCCUGUCUGCUUGCUCCACCACACUUCAGGAAAGCAGCGAGCCCGCUGGAAGGCAAUUGCUCUGGCGAGCGCAAAAGAGAGACAGCAUGCCCUGCUUCUGCCCGGAACAUGCAAGGACCUCUUGCCUAAACUAUGCUAACCGAGAAAUCCAUCAGAGAGAGGCCGGGGGAAUUCUCUCUUGAGAAUUGGAAGGGAAGAAGAAAAGGACAUCUGUCCCGUUUGAUCUGUUCAGCAUCCACCUUGGCUUCUUCCCUUGGAUGAGGCAGUUGGAGGGACUUCAGCGGGGCGAUGGAGCCUGGGAGUGCCAGCACGGAAAUGGCGUUGCUCAGCAGUAUCCUAGCAGCAUAUUCAUUUAUCACAGAAAACCCCGAGCGUGCAGCUCUGUAUUUUGUGUCUGGCAUUUGUAUUGGACUCCUUUUGACCUUGGCGGCUUUGGUGCUCCGAAUUUCCUGUCGAACUGAUUGCAAAAAAUCAUCUACGAAAAAGCCGACAUGGGAGGCAGACAGUGACAGUAGUGGUAGCGACAAUGAUUCAGACACUACAUCUGACCUGUCUGCACGAAGGCACCGCAGGUUUGAAAGGACUUUGAACAUGAACAUUUUUACCUCAUCCGAGGAGCUCGAGAGAGCUCAGAGACUGGAAGAAAGGGAGCGCAUCAUCCGGGAGAUAUGGAUGAAUGGGCAGCCGGAUAUUCCAGGGACCAGAAGUUUAAACCGCUAUUACUAAUGGCUGGCUAAUGAUGCCAUCUGGCAAUGCAGCCGUAGUGUCUUCUCCGCCUGCUGGGAAUUGUGGGCAGGCAGGGGGCGGGUGAGCAAACAAGAACGGCUCUGCAAUGUCUUCCUUCCUUAUGCAAAGCACUUACCGAAGGCAUACUGACACUGUCAAGCAGGGACAAUGUGCAUCUUGGCUCAUUUCAUUCCCCUAUGCAAACGCAAAAAUGUCUACGCUAUCUUCCUAAUCUUUCAAGAGUUUUAUGCAUUUUUCAAUUCUUUUUCCAAUUUCAGGACUUCUUGGUAAAAUAUCUGUUUGUGCAAUGAACAGUUUAUGAUGCACAAAAUACUAGUAAAACAAAUUCUGUACAAAAUUUUAAUGCAAAACUCACUGUCUUGUGCAAAAAAGGAUUUUUGCAAAAAGUUCUGAGACAUGGUAAAUGAUGAGGGGCUGACCACUUAGAGUUGUAUAUGUCUAGGAUCAGGAAAUUUGAAGUUUUCUUUAAAUCAAGGUGUGAAACAUUCCAACAGUUACAUUCACCCCAGUGAUUGCCAGCUUUCCAAAGUACAGUAUAUUCUGGCAUAUAAGACUACUUUUUAACCCAAGAAAAUCUUCUCAAAAGUCAGGGGUCGUCAUAUACGCCAGGAGUCAUCUUAUAGAGCGGGUGCUGAAACUUCCAAUCCGGAUUGGAGAAUCUGUGGUUGCUGCAUAUUGUGGGGGAGCUCAAAAAUGGCAGUGGCCACAUCCCUUCCGUAUGCAGCAACUGUAUGAAUGCAUUACAAGUAUUACUGCUGUACAAGUACGGUAGAAGAAAAUCUAUUCAUCAGGAUUUGUGGACUUAAUGUGGUCCCGAUGGUGAGGUGAAAGAGCGCCUCACCAGGAAGGUGUAAGUGAAGGGCGGAGCAAGCUGCAGGUGUCUGGGGCGCCCGGGGUAAGGAAAAAAGAGAUAGAGUGGCUCUGGGCCCAGAAAAACACAACUCUUUUACCUGUCUGGCCUGCCCUUGUAUCGUAUUACCAUACCUCCUUCUCUGCUUCUCAGAUCUCGCUCCUGAAGACUGCAGUGAAGCGGUGCAGGUGCGCAUGUGUGAGAUCUGAGAGGCAGAGAAGGAGGUACAAUAAUAGGAAAGUUACCAUAUUUAAAUCAAAUGUGAUGCUUUUAAAAAAUUUAUUUGGUGUGUGUUGGAAGAGGGGUAGCCUUAUACGGCGAGUAUAUCCCAAACUCUAUAUUUUAACUGGAAAAGUUGCGGGUCGGCUUAUACUCCCAGUCGUCUUAUAUGCCGGAAUAUACGGGUAAGUACCAGGGAGUAUUUUAUUCACAAGCUCUCCCUGACUUAUCUUUGGUGUUUGUUGUGGAGUAGAAAAGGCCUUCAAAUAUAAAAGCUUCACUGAAUAUUUGGGGAAGCUAUGGCAUGGGUCCCCUCCCCAUGUGAGAAGAAUGACUUUUGCUCACCUAACGUUUCAGUGAGGAAUCUACUACAGAUUAGUAAAAUAAAUAAUAUUGAUGAAGAAGGAGAGGAUGUAGAAAGGCAUGAUGAGGAACUGUCUUGUGAUUCCGAAAGGCAUGGGUUGACCUAGUUAUGAAAAACGGAAAAACAACAAAGGAGGCAAACAAGAAAAAAGAAAAGCUGUUUCAUAACCGGGGCUUCACACAUCUCAUGCUUGGAUGUUCGAUAUUAUAUUUUGUUGUUUCAGACCAUGUGCUUCAAAAUGCUUCAGUGGCAGCAUUUCUUUUCCCGACACCUCAGGGAUCAAAUUCUUUCCCCGACACAAAUUCAUGGAUCCCCGUUGCCUGUACUUGCUCUUAACCCCAGCCUUCCUCCAACAGGAACCCUGUGUUACUAUGGGAGUUGUGUCAGUGAUGAAUAAACUAUUAACAACCUCAAGGAGGUUUCAAGGGUGUGCGUGUGUGCGUGCGCAUGUGUGUGUGCCUACACACACAAUGUUCAAAAUUCUGCACUGUUUAUUUUAGAAUAUAUGUAUUCUAAAAAAGAGGGGGAGGAAAUCGUCCAAAUAAGGAUCUUAAUCUACAAUACGCCUGUCUCAAGCAUGGAAUAUUACAGACAUAAUUGUUAUCCAUAGGUCAUACUCAUGUAUUAUUUCAGUGUUUUCCCCAAUAUUUUCUCUUGACAAAAAAAAAAUCAGGUAAAGGAGAAGAGAGAAUGGCUACAUAUCCCUAUUCAUUGGUGUUACUAUAAGCUGUCCUUCUGGAAAUAGCCCAGGAAAGGUCAAAACAGCAUGCAAGGAUAAAAUAAAUGUUGAAUACACUCAA
Molecule: messenger RNA, 3662 nt
Organism: Anolis sagrei ordinatus
Lineage: Eukaryota; Metazoa; Chordata; Lepidosauria; Squamata; Anolidae
Gene: EVA1A
Product: eva-1 homolog A, regulator of programmed cell death
Source: RefSeq, a predicted model, not a curated record